AUGGCUGGACAUGGACUUCGCAGCGUGCGGCCUCCGUGCAGUUCUGUGCUGCUUUUCUCGUUGAGCUUUGCCAGGGUCGCCAGUGUGGAGUUUGCACUGGGAGCUCUCGCCCACCUUCCACAACGACACGCAACAGCAGCUGCAGCCUUUAUCGACUACCAGAAGAAUUUCAAUGCUUCCUUGGCCGCCCGGUUAGGCCCUCCAAUCAUCGAGAUCCCCGGUGGAGUGCAUCCAAAUGCAAGCAUGGGAGCCAUCAGUUUGAGCAUGAAGGACGAUGGUGAUUCCGACAAGACGGGCAUGUCCGAAGCCUUGAACUUGCUUCUUGGCCUUGAAGGCAAUGUGCCUGUGGUCGGAUUAGUCGGUCCAGGGAAAUCGAAGACCGCCACGCCGGUUGCUACACUGGCAGGUGUGCGGCAGAUACCCCAAAUAUCUUGCUGUGCCAAAAGCCCCAAGUUGUCUAACAAGAAGGAAUACCCCUUCUUUAUUCGGACCAUGCCACCGGACAGCUUCCUCGCUACUGCCAUUUGGCAUUGGGUUGUACACUUCAAUGUCGCAACAGCAGCUUGUGUUUAUUCCGACGAGGGCUACGGCCAAAGUCUCUUCGGAUCUCUGAAUGAUCUUGCUCGUGCCAACGGUCAGCAAGACCGAAUUCAGGGACAGGGCUUGGGACGAAUGUCAUUUUCAAACUUCAAUUCAGAGCAAGCUCGCAAAGUAGCACAGCUUGUGAAACGGAUUGGAUCCCAUUUUGUCAUUCUUCUCAUGCAUGACGCCUUCGCUGGCGGUUUCUUCAACGUCCUUGAGCAGGAGGGCAUGCUGACGUCAGCAUGGCAAAUACUAUCUACGGAUACGUUCGAAGCAGAUGCAGGCAGGAAAGUGGGUUACAUGUACCUGAGACCCUCUGGUGAAGGCGCCAAGGCUCCGGAGCUACAGCAGUUAUGGUCCCGGCUUUCUCCACUUGACAUGCAAGCCACGAAUCAGAUGCAACUACCUGUUGGCCUGGUCGGGGAUGAGAUGUUCGAUGAAGGUCUGGUGUUUGACCCAAGCGCGCUCUAUAACUUUGACUCGGUGUACGCAUACUUCAUUGCCAUUAACAACCUACUUCAUUCGGGCAUGGAUGCAAGUGAAGUCCGUGGCCGCGCGCUCUUAGAUGAGAUGAGCAGGCUACGAUUCAACGGCGUGUCAGGUGAUAUGAGCUUCGAUAGGAACGGUGACCGGCUGGGGGCUUUUGAGUUCCUGAACGUGCAGUCCGAUGGCAACGUCGCUUCUGUUGCGUCCUUCAGUGCUAAGACAUUGAAUUUCACAGUUACGGCACCUUUGACAUGGAUGGAUGGGUCAGUGGGGUACUUCCCGCCGCCAGACAUGUAUUCUUGUGAUCCCGGCUUCUACCAGGAGGAGCAAACAAGGCAGUGCAAGAGAUGUCCACAGGGGAACUUCUGUGAAGGAGGGCUGACGGCUCCUCUGAUGCCCUGUCCCCGAGGCACUUUUGCCCCCGACGUGGGCAUGACCAAUUGCACCGCUUGCCCGAACGGCAGUUUCGCCCUGGAUGCGGGCUCGGCGGCAUGCGUUGCAUGUCAGCCUGGCACAGAGGGGCCUUUCGAAGGAAUGGAGCUAUGCAGGAGCUGUGAGGUGGGCUUCUACAUGCCAUCGUCGGGAAGCAGUCAAUGCCUGCCUUGCGGGCAGAAUCAGAUCACCCGAGGGCUCGGCUCCACCAGCGAGUCUGAUUGCGUUUGUGCGGAGGGGUCCUUCAUGUGUCCAUCUCAAGGUUGCAUCCCAUGCCCCGCGGGGCUCUACUGUCCGGAGGGCUUAGGGCCCCCGGAGCAGGCUGCCGGCUUUUGGACCGACCCGAACGCUUCCCAAUGCGACUUCUCCGUCUUGCGCUGCAGAGACCGGGCCGAGUGCCCUCAGGGACCUUUGGGGCGCUGCUCCGAAGGGAGAGAGGGGCAGGCGUGUAACAACUGCGAGCCGGGCUACUACUCCCGAGGCUCAACGUGUGAACGUUGUCGUGAAGGGGAUGCUCUUCCGGUCAUCUUGCUCUUGAUUGUGCUGCUUGCCCUCCUCGCCUUCGUGAGUAAUUCAAAUCGGGAUCCAAGUCAAGUGAGUCUGAAUACCGUCACGGCGGCCUCACUGACCAGCCAGCUGCUCAUGGCCAUCCAAUCCCUGGGUUCGAUCCGCGAGCUGUCCAUCAACUGGCAGGAGCCAGUGGCGACUCUUAUCAACCUCACGAAGCUGGUGAUGUUCGACUUCCAUUUCAUACGCACUUCUUGCUUCUUCGGCACCGACAAUCCCGUACUCUAUUUUGUCGGCCGAUUGCUUACAUGCCCGGUUGCUUGUGCUCUGCUACUGUGCGCUUGGGUCCUGCAGAAGAUGCUCGGACGUCACAAGCCAUUCAACACGGUGUUCAAUCAGUGUGGAGUGAUGAUCUUUGCCUUCUUCCUGUCCAUCACCCGCGCGACCCUGAUUCCAUUUCAGUGUGUCGAGAACCCAAAUGGAACUAGCUCAAUGAUGCUGCACCCGGGCAUCAUUUGCUACCAAUCGGAGGAGCAUGCCGUCUUUGCUGCACUUUCUGUGGUAGGAGUUGUGACUCAGCCCUUGGCCAUCCUGGUGUUGGCCACCUACGUCAUCUUCACGUAUCCAUCGCGUGUAGCCGGUGGCAAGGGGCUUCGCUUCUCCACGCGAUACCGUUUCCUUCUUCACAGGUCCUACUACUACGGUUUGGUCCUCCUGUACCGCAAUGCUAUCGUCGCUCUUUUGCCUACGGUUCUGGUCGGCGUGCCGGAAGUUCAAGUACCGUUAAUGGGCAUCAUGUUGCUUGCUGUCCAGAACCUGUCCUUGCAACUGGCGCCGGAGCAAACUGCGCCAUGGCGAACACAAAUGGCCAAUCGCGUCGACAUGCUGUUGACGGACCUUCUUCUCGUCACUCUGCUCAGUGCCGGUCCUCUGCUGCUACUGGACGAGGCUUCGUCCACGGCCGUGCUCGGUUGGCUUCUUUGUGUGCCCAUCCUGUCGAUCUUGCUUGUGGUUCUUCUUGGCUUCCUGAGAGUCGCGGUGAAGGCCAUCAGGCAGAAGAGGGAGAAGCUCUACGACAUCUUCCUAUGUCACCACAAGGCAGGGGGUGGGAGCUUGAGCCGCUUGAUGAAGCUCGUGAUUCUGCAGCACUCUUCCGCCCGGGUGUUCUUGGAUAGCGACCAGCUUCAGAACCUCGACUUGUUGUUUGACAUCAUCCGGACAUCGACAAAGAACGUGGUCGUGGUGCUUACCGGAGAGCUGCUGUCUAGAAGUUGGUGUGCGGGAGAGAUCGUAACCGCCUGGAAGAAUGACAUUCACACGGUGCCAUUGCUCUGCGAAGGUUUCGAAAGGCUGUCUGACGAGGCACAGAAGCAGAUCCCUUCGCUUUGGACGCCUCACCAAGUUGCACAACUGGCAAGCUACGGGAUCCAGCUUGAUGAUGUGAACUUGGCUUAUGCAUGGCUGCAGCAUGAGCUAACUCCCCUCCAAAUGGCACGCUUUGGUCCAGUUUAUGGCAGGGAAAAGGUGGUCGUGGAGCUUAUGAACUUCUGUGGAUUGUCGUCUCGUCGAACGACGAGCAAGACGGCCGGACAUGUCUCACGACCCCGGAUUCUCAUUUUGAGCUCCUAUAUGGAGGCAGAGUAUUUGUCCGCUUGCGAGGUCUUUCAAAUUCUUCUACAAGCACACCUCCAUGUCGAGUGCGAGGUUGUGCACGAUUUUCAGCAGAUCGCCACACGCAAGCCUUUUGCCUACUACCUCAUUGCCUUGCUUUUCCGUGGCAUCCUCCGGGACGAAGAUUUCAUCAAGCUUCUCCUGUAUGCCACUCAGACUUGUACCUCGUCAAAACGGGCCUUGGAAUUGGUGCCAGUGGUUGCCGACUCCAACUUCGAAGUUCCAAACGUCGACGCGAGGUGGCACACUGGGAGUUCUUGCUCACUGCCAGCCCAGGUUUUUCGAAACUUGUGCACAGUGCUGGCCUUGCCAUUCACACCUCUAGCAUCAGAAGGUUUGCAAGAAAGGCAGGUGGCGGAGAUCGCAUCUCGAAUCCACCGGUAUCAGGACGCUUGGCAUGAUAUAGUGCACUAUAAUACAGUGUCAUAUACUACAAUAUACUACGUUAUAUCGUAA
Molecule: messenger RNA, 4134 nt
Organism: Symbiodinium sp. CCMP2592
Lineage: Eukaryota; Dinophyceae; Suessiales; Symbiodiniaceae
Source: the annotation of a GenBank genome assembly